AUGGAGAAGAGGUGGCCACAGUUCGACUGGAGUGUUGUUGAUCCAAUAUAUCCAUCCAAAACCGAUCUUUACUCAUUUUCGAGGCAAGCACUGACGAGGAGAGGUGUUGAGGCGAGAAAAUGGCUGCGUGACAGACCUGAAAAGGUGAUUGCUGUGGUUUCUCAUAGCGGUUUCCUGAGAGUCGGGGUGUCCAACAAGGGUUAUCAUAAUGCGGAUUAUCGGAUCUUCAAGUUUGCUGAAGGUAGUGAUCAUGAUGAAACAGGGGGCCAAUUGAUUGAAUUGGAGGUUACAGAAAUGAAGGGGGGUGGAUUGGGGAAGAGUGGAUUCGGAACAUAUUACAUGACCCCUGGAGAUUACCCAGAAGAGACCGAGACACCUACUGAAGAAACACCCAAAUUGCAUUCGUCGAAAGCUGCAUAG
Messenger RNA from Glarea lozoyensis ATCC 20868, 420 nucleotides. RefSeq lists its product as uncharacterized. The coding region runs from base 1 to 420 and encodes 139 amino acids. The transcript is spliced from 2 exons. The record is from RefSeq and is a predicted model, not a curated record. Lineage: Eukaryota; Fungi; Ascomycota; Leotiomycetes; Helotiales; Helotiaceae.